Vitis vinifera (wine grape) is the source of this 529-nucleotide messenger RNA. RefSeq lists its product as uncharacterized. Lineage: Eukaryota; Viridiplantae; Streptophyta; Magnoliopsida; Vitales; Vitaceae. The coding region runs from base 88 to 447 and encodes 119 amino acids. The record is from RefSeq and is a predicted model, not a curated record. The transcript is spliced from 3 exons.
UUUUCAUUUUUCCUUUUUUAUUUUCUUGGGGUAGAGGUGAGGGUUCGAGAGGAGAGGUCAGUUUUCAAGGGAGCGGGGAGAGGAGGAAUGGAAUGCCCUUAUCAAGUUCAAAAACUCAUCUGCAAGAAGCAUUCACCUGAAUCAUCCACCAAGGCAAUUUCAUACUGUGAUGCAACCAUCUAUGUUCAGUGGUGUAGAGUGAUAUCUUGUGGUCCUCUUCUUCUCUGUAUCAUCCCUGUAUCCUCCACCUUUAACUCAUGGAAAAUGACAAGCAUCCUCCUUCAUUGCAUGUACUGUGUUGUUGGCAGCAUUAUAACUCUGUACUUGGGUUUCUCUUGCUGUUUUCUCAUCCAUCGCUUUGUCCAGAAAUUUACGCAGUAUAUAAUUCUCUGCUGUCACUCAACUUUUGGUGUUUUUGUACUAAUAGCUAGAAGCAAUUCAUUCUAGUUGUCAUUGAUUAUUCUUUUUCUACAUUGUAAAUCAACACAUCAAACUUGCAUUGGUUAUCAAAUUAUUCUGUGUUACUAAA